CUUGGCUUGAAUAGAUUGUGAAUCUGACAAAGACCACACUGUUUAUCUCUUUCAAGAGCUUUUUCUCUCAUUACUUCACUUUCAAAAAGCUAGGGUUGUCGGGUGCAAUUUAGCUAUGCAACAAAUGUUCUCUUCAAGCUACAGUGUCAACCCUUAUCAGCAGUUUCCUUCACCCUUCAGCUUAAGUACUCCUCCUCCUCCUCCUCCUCCUUCCACCAUUGCCCUAAAUGACAACUUCAUUCUCCUUCACCCCCAAGAUCUGCUUCCCGGUCACUUGUUUCCGGCCAAUGCUUUCUCCGUAGAGGCCUUUUCGAGCAUGGCAAGCCCAAACAAUGCUACAAAUCCACUUCCUAAGAAGAAAAAUGUGGAGAAAGACAAGCACAGCAAGAUUUGUACAGCUCAAGGUCCGAGGCACCGGAGAGUGAGGCUGUCCAUAGGGAUUUCUCGGAAGUUCUUCGGCCUUCAAGACUUGCUAGGGUUUGACAAAGCAAGUGAAACCCUUGAAUGGCUUCUCAACAAGUCCCAGGCCGCCAUUAGCGAGCUAGAAGAGCACACGAAGAACAGCUGCACCGGUGGUGGUACUGCCAGGAGUACUUUGUCUACUGAUUCCGAAAGCUUGGAAACCAAUGAAGCUGCUGAUGACAAUGGAGAGUCACAGGGAACAGUUGUUUCGAAAGAGAAUCCAUUAUCUUAUUUUCGUGAUGCUCUUGCAAGAGAGUCCAGGGCAAAGGCAAGAGCAAGGGCAAGGGCAAGAACAAGGGAGAAGAUGUGCACUAGGAAGCUUAAAGAUUCCGAAAAGCUCUCGGAUUCAAGCCUUCCUAUCUUGAGCAGAUCUAUGUCUGAGACUUGUGAUGAGUUGGGUUCCUAUAGCCAGAUCACAAUAUCUUCCCUUAAGGUGGAUGAUGAAAUCGACAACUCCAAUUAUCAAGAUAAUCAAGAACUAAAGGAAGAGAUAAUGGAGGACAUUAGUAGCAGUGUCACUCAGCCUAGCUCUUUUGCUAUGACCAACAUGGAUCUAUCAAGAGAAUUUCAAAUCUAUGGCAAAUCAUGGGAGGUCUAUGACAACCACAGUCAAGGAUGAUAAGUUUCUGUUUAAUACAUGGAUCAACAGGGCAGCAUCCUACUUUAAACAGGUAUCUUAUGGUGAUCAUAUUCUUCUGCUUCAACAUAAUGUACUCCCAAUUCCUAUCAAGAGUGAAUUCUGUAUCAGAGACGGAGAAAAUGGCAAUAAUGUAUGUUUUAUCCUUUGUAUUAUGUAGUGAUUUGAGGGGGUUGUGUUGAAAAGAUUUUAUUGUUACAUAACUGAAUUUAUGGCAGCUGUAUUUUGAGUUUCAAGAUUUCUAUAUUGAAAGCCUUAUUCA
This is a messenger RNA of Cornus florida, 1361 nucleotides long. Its product is annotated as transcription factor CYCLOIDEA-like. The record is from RefSeq and is a predicted model, not a curated record. Gene Ontology annotation, molecular function: sequence-specific DNA binding; DNA-binding transcription factor activity. Gene Ontology annotation, cellular component: nucleus. Bases 116 to 1081 code for a protein of 321 amino acids. NCBI's taxonomy places the organism in Eukaryota, Viridiplantae, Streptophyta, Magnoliopsida, Cornales, Cornaceae. Gene Ontology annotation, biological process: regulation of secondary shoot formation. The transcript is spliced from 4 exons.